This is a messenger RNA of Microbotryum saponariae, 417 nucleotides long. Lineage: Eukaryota; Fungi; Basidiomycota; Microbotryomycetes; Microbotryales; Microbotryaceae. The record is from the annotation of a GenBank genome assembly.
AUGAUCUACGAUAUCUCAACACUGCAGGCCCGCAAGUCGACCGGUGGCAAAGCCCCUCGCAAGCAACUUGCUGCCAAGGCCGCGCGCAAGUCGGCCCCCGCCGCCGGUGGGGUCAAGAAGCCUCACCGCUACCGCCCCGGAACGGUCGCGCUUCGUGAAAUCCGUCGAUACCAAAAAUCGACCGAGCUCCUGAUCCGCAAGCUCCCCUUCCAACGUCUCGUUCGCGAGAUCGCGCAAGACUUCAAGACCGAUCUUCGCUUCCAGUCGUCGGCCGUGAUGGCUCUUCAGGAAUCCGCCGAGGCGUACCUCGUCUCGUUGUUCGAGGACACCAACCUGGCUGCCAUCCACGCCAAGCGAGUCACGAUCCAGCCCAAGGACAUCCAAUUGGCCCGUCGUCUCCGAGGCGAGCGAUCAUAA